This is a messenger RNA of Cucurbitaria berberidis CBS 394.84, 1684 nucleotides long. RefSeq lists its product as uncharacterized. The coding region runs from base 359 to 1534 and encodes 391 amino acids. The record is from RefSeq and is a predicted model, not a curated record. The transcript has 2 exons. Lineage: Eukaryota; Fungi; Ascomycota; Dothideomycetes; Pleosporales; Cucurbitariaceae.
CCCGGGCCUGACAGUCGUGGUCUAGGGGCAGCUGUUAUGCAACACCAUGGCUCCGUGCGCUGCAGCCAUAGCAUAGUGGUUCUCACUACCUGGUCUGCGUGCGAGUCCAUAGCAUAGCAACAUACUAGACCGGCUGUAUAUAAGUGCAAUGCGUUUUCGCUGCCUUGGGUAGAUUUGUUUUUAGUAGCAACCUGUCUUUACAAGAGUCUUUCGUUCAUCGUCCUUCUCGUUCUUCAACUUCUCUAUCUUCUAUUCUAUCGUUCCUGGAGAAUCGAUCGGCCGGCCCAUUCAACUGCAUUACUUACUUUGGCAAUCUUUAUCUGUUAAAUAACCGGAAGUAAACGUACCAUUAUUCAAGAUGAAGCACUCGGUUCUCGCUUUCGCUCUCAUUGGCGCCGUGGUUGCGCGCCCGACUGCGCUUUUGAAGAAGCGUGAGGUUCCUCAAGAGCAUUCGCAUCGGAACAUUGUCCUUGCUACCAAUGAUCUGUUGAAAUUAAACAACCCGGACAAUAUACAAGACGCCGUCUUUGGUCUUCUUGGGGCUGCUGCGGCUGCCAACGGAGCUGGAAACAUUGCCGAUGCUGACUGCCUCCAGCAAGCUACCGCUGACCAGGCCUUCUCUAAUGCCAAAGAGAAUGACGAUGUCGAGGGUAUGACCAAUGCCCUGAUCUUCCGCGCCCUGGAGCGCAACACUGGAAAAGUCGGUCUUGCGUCAGUUGCCUGCAAGUCUAUCGUGGCUGUCAACCCAGAGAUUGCUGCGAUUCAACAGCACCAAGACCCUGCUGGCGAGGGCGCGCAAGCAUUGAAUAAGGAUAUCGCUGCCGAAUUGGCACGCCAGAUUGCCGCGAUCGGUGGUGACGAGAGCCGUGCCAACGACGCUUCCACCUUCCAGCCUGGUGAGCUUGACGACGCUACUGCCGCGGGGAAUACCUGCAACGAGGAGAACGACAAUGAGGGUUGCAUCAACUCUCAGAAUCUCCGUAACGAUGAUCUCUCCGAUGAUGAGAUUGCCGCCGCGGUUGCCAACGUCAACCAAGCUGAUGCCAAUGCGGACAACAAGACGAAUGAUAACAAGGCUGCUGGUGACAAGGCUGGCGACAAGGCUGGCAACAAAGCUGCUGGUAACGACAAAGCUGCUGGUAACGACAAAGCUGCUGGUAACGACAAAGCUGCUGGUAACGACAAAGCUGCUGGCAACAAGGCCAGUGCCGACAAGCAAGCAGCUGCUGACGAGACGGCGGCCGGCGACGACAACGCUCAGGCUGCCUUUGGCGACUGCGAUCCUACCAUCGCCUUUGGUGCGCCGUCUGAUGGCCGCCAAGAGGACGCUUUCGAGCCUACUGACCUGGCUACUUUCAAUCACGGCUCUGCGUUGAACAUUGGCGUCAUCUCCAACUUCAUCUGCUCUCAAGUCUCCAACAAGUGCAGUGCCAAUGCGGCGGCCGUCGACACUUGCGAUCAGGCUGCGGCUGCGGCUUCUGGUCUACAGGGUCAGCAGGCUGCAGAUGCGUUCAAUUCUGCUCUUGGGGUUUAGGGAACUGGUAUCAUGGUUUGAGAGAUACAAAGCGAGGACUGUGCAUUAUAGAAACCUGUAUUUUAGCUACGAGCCGUUUGGGUCAUGACGUUUCUUUUUAUAACGAUUUACUGUUGCGUAUACCAAUUUGACAGUUUGGAGAGCCUGCAC